UUAUUAUUUUUACAACUGCGUUAGUUUACUUAAAAGAUGACGCCAUUAAACGAAUACCGAAACCCAUAUUUAGAUUCGAAUCUCUCAAUCAUACAUAUUCGAAAUUCUGUAUUGUGCAUCCCUAGACGUCAGCACUCAGUUCUCAAUUUUGUAUUGUUACUUAAUUUAUUCUACAUUUUUAGCGACAUCGAGAUAAAACUUGUGCACAAAACUAUUCCUGGUCAUAAGUUUGUGUUGGCUGCUCGAGGUGGUUUAUGUUGGGAUCUGAAUACUUUAAAUACAUUGACCUCACUUGAUCUUCAAAGCUUGGACCAACAGGCUGGCGAGUCCAUAGUAAAUUGGUUGUAUACUGAUACAGUUAAUUUACAAAAUGCAACAGAUGACUUCAUAAUUCAAAUGAUGAAAACUGCAAGCAAGUAUAAACUGCUUGGUUUGCUUUCCAGAUGUGAGCAAGCCAUUCUGUCAGUGGUAACUGUUAAGAAUUGCAUAAGGUUUUAUGAAUUGGCAGAAGAUUUAAAAGCUGCAGCUUUGAAAGAAUAUUGUUCAAGCCUUGUCUCAAUGCACUGGAAUGAUUUAUCACCACAAGAAUUUUCGUUCAUGGCAGCGCCCAUGUUGUACACUAUGUUAAAAAGCAAAUCAAAAUGGCCGUUACAUCGUUCAAUUCUUGCAAAGCGAGAAGACGUUUUGUUUCUAUACCUUAUCGAAUUUGACUCCCAGCUCCCUUUAAAGUUAAAUGAAAUAAAUGAAGAUGGAGAGUGGCCACUUCAACUUGCGCUGUCCACCAACCAAGAGUCGAUCGCACACACGCUUGUAUCACAUGGGGUGGACAUGGACGGGUGUGAUGAUAACGGGAAAAGUCACUUGCAUAGAUCACUUAAUGAAGGAAAUGAAUUUUCUGCAUUAUUCUUAUUAAACAAUGGAGCUUCGGUAAACCUUGCCACUCAUGAUAGUGGAAAUACAGCCUUGCAUAUAGCUGCCUCUGUUAAAUUUGGUCAUGAUUCUAAGCAUGACAUGGAUAGUAUAACUCGUAUAACAUCACUGUUGCUGAAAAAAGGUGCAAAUCCAAACUUAUCUAACUCACUUGGUUUUACUCCUCUACAUAUUUCUGUACUUUCAAAGAAUAUGCCUGUGUUUAAAUUAUUACUGGACUCUCCAAUCAUUGAUCUGGAGUUAAGAACACGCAAAGGCCAUGUCAGUUUGUGGUUGGCACUUGAUAAUAACGAUUCCACCUUUGUUGUUUAUCAUGAACACACCAUGGCCGCUUUGCUCAUCAAGAAAGGUUGCAGUGUCGAUGCUCCUGACAUAACAACAGGUGAGAACUUACUUCAACUUUGUGCCCAAGACGCAAACGAAGCUGGAUUUUUACCGUGGUUGCAGUUUUCGUUUCUACAUACAUUAAUUUUAAUUAAACUGAUAUUACCAGGCAUGGUGUAUAUGUGCUGGCAGUUGAGUUUACUCCUUAUGAAAGUGAUUUUUUAUUUCAACACAGCGCACAUCUUACACAGCGAUGAUAAAGGUUUUGGGAGAGUAACACCGGACUUUAACUUGAGGAACAGUGAUGGAAACACUGUGUUGGCGCUUGCUGUGUGGUCCGGUUUCUACAAAAUCGCUGCUCAACUGCUCAGUUCUGGGGCUGAUAUUAAUUAUAAGUCAGUUGAAUUCAGUGGAGUAGCCAGAGUAAAAAUAAAGGGAAAUAAAGUUGGGAAAACAUUGCUUCACCUUGCGAUUGAAAAUACCGAUAUUUCUUCUGCUUUGUUUUUAUUGGAGCAUCAAGCAGAUUGCCAUAUUAGAAGUGACAGCAAUGAGUGCCCAUUACAACUUGCAGUAAAACAUUGUAUUGGGGUUGUGGUUGACGCAUUAUGUUUACGAGGUGCUGACAUUAAUGUAAGAGAUGCAAAUGGUGACUGUGUGCUGUGGCUUGCUUUACAAGCACAUGAAGAAGACAUUGCAUCAACAUUGGUUCAUUACAAAUGUGACACAACAUUCUGGAGUGAAGGACCAGAUGGUUGCAGACAAUCAUUAUUGCACCGAGCUAUCGAUAAUAAACAGGAAUACAUUGCAUGCUUUCUAAUUAGAAGUGGAUGUGAUAUAGACUCACCACGCAAAUUGGGCGCAGUAGGUGCUACAGAGUCUACACUGUCAGGUGUAUCACCUUUGCACAUGGCAUGUUCAAUGGGUCUUAAACUAACUGUUCAAACUUUGCUUGAAAAGAAUGUUCAAAUUAAUGCACAGGAUUGCAACAACUUGACACCACUACAUGUAGCAGUAAUGAAUGAUCACAGAGAGAUAACUGAUCUACUUCUAACCCACAACUCUAUAAACCUAACAUUAACUGACAAGAAAGGACGAACAGCGUUUGCUUCAGCCAUGUUUAACAAGAAUGUUCAGUGUGCACAGUCAAUAUUAAAACGGGAGCCUGGUGCUGCAGAACAGGUUGACAAGAAGGGGUUCAAUUUUCUUCACACAGCAAUAUUAAAGAAAGAUUUGGACAGCGUGUUGUUUCUGAUAUCUAUUGGCUCUGAUGUUAAAUCUGAAACACGUGAUGGUCAAUCUGCUUCACCUUUGCAUCUUGCUGUGGCUACUGGUGCUAUACUCAUCGUUCGAAACUUGGUAUUGGCUGGCGGUGAUGUCAAUUCUGUGAACAAACAAAAACAAUCAGUACUCCACAUGGCUGCUAUUAUGAAUGAGGCUUCCAUUGCUGCUGUGUUGGUGGAGAAUGGUGCAGAUGUUUUUCAUGUUGAUCAACAUGGGAAUAAUGUGUUUCAUGUUGCAUGUGUGCAUGGGGCACUGGAAACUAUACAGAUCCUCACACAAGUCGUCCCACAGCUUCAAAAAGUUUUAGUAACUUGCAACAACAGAGGACAAACUUUGGUUCAUGUUCUUGCUGAAGGAUCAAGUCCAAAAACAUCCGCUUUGUUUGAUACAAUAUUAUCUGCUUUGCCAGAUUUUCCAUUGGCUAUUCAAGAUAAUAAUGGAAACACGGCUCUUCUGCUAGCUUAUAUGAGUGGCAAUGCUUCGCUAUGUCGUUCUUUAGUGAGGUCCGGAUCUACGCUUGCCAUUUCAAACAAUCAUGGAGUCAAUUUGUUUAAUCAUCCAGUUGCUACAAGGCAACUACUGUUUCGAUUGCUGGAUUUAUUAAGCCAGGAACCGCCAUGGGCAGAGGGAAAUACAUGCUUAGAAUGUGCUGUUAAAUUUGGUGUUGCAACUAGAAAACAUCAUUGUCGACAUUGUGGUCGCAUUCUAUGUGCCAAGUGCUCAACUAAGCUCAUGCCAAUUUUAAAAUUUGAUAUUUCAAAACCUACAAGAGUUUGUGAUUUAUGUUUUGAUGUACUUACGCUGGGUGGCCCGCACUAACUUUUAACAAAUCCAGUUUGUUUUCUUUACAAUUAAAAUUAACGCAAAUUUAGUUGACUGUGAUUUCCUAUAAUGUAUUAAAUAAGCUAUAUUUUAAUGAUUUUGCAAUAGGUUUUGAGUGCAAUACGCAAAUUUGUUGCUAAAAUAUGAAUGUUGUUUUUAUAUUUCUGUAUUACACACUGUCUAAUUCAUAUUUUUCGUAUUGUUUUAAAAAUUCUGUGUGCUGGCGAUUUAUUUUGAUUUUGUAACAAACUUGUUUUUAACUAUCAUUCUUAAAAUCUAUGUAUUUCAUUAAAAGUUAAUGUGAUUAUA
Ciona intestinalis (vase tunicate) is the source of this 3666-nucleotide messenger RNA. Lineage: Eukaryota; Metazoa; Chordata; Ascidiacea; Phlebobranchia; Cionidae. The record is from RefSeq and is a predicted model, not a curated record.